UUAGGUUUUCCGGGUUUAUAUAAUUAUAAUACAAAAAGAUUAUAUUAACAUAACUCAUAUUGAGCAUCACAAAACUCACAAUCUUCUUUCUGGACAUUUUAUGAUAAGUACUCUAGAAGAAUCUGACAACGAAACCAAGGAAGAUCUACAUGAUUCUCUGCAGGAUGUUGGUUUUAGUGGAAAUUUCAGCUCUCAAGAUGUUGGAUUAUUAUUUGAUGAUUUAUCAACUUUAUUCAAUUGCCUUCAAAUAGCAUACGAUGGCGAAUUAACGAGUCCAAAAUGGAAUCAGUUUAAAGGUGUUAAGCCGUUGUAA
Messenger RNA from Protopolystoma xenopodis, 313 nucleotides. The record is from the annotation of a GenBank genome assembly. Lineage: Eukaryota; Metazoa; Platyhelminthes; Monogenea; Polystomatidea; Polystomatidae.